ACAAAUCAUCCUCUCUCCGAAAUUUCCCGCAUUUCGAAUUUUCUCGCAGUUUCUCUUCUCCCAAGCAGGCUCCAAGGAAACCUUCCGCCAUGGCCACAUUCAGCCUUCCCCGCAAGGGAAAUACGAGGCUGCCGCCGGAGGUCAACAGAGUCUUGUUUGUACGAAAUUUACCCUUCAACAUCACCAGUGAAGAGAUGUACGAUAUCUUCGGCAAAUAUGGGGCGAUACGGCAGAUUCGGAUUGGUACGAACAAGGAUACUAGAGGUACCGCCUUUGUCGUUUACGAAGAUAUCUAUGAUGCUAAGACGGCGGUGGAUCAUCUCUCCGGUUUCAACGUUGCGAAUCGGUAUCUGAUCGUGUUGUACUACCAGCAAGCCAAGAUGAGUAAAAAAUUCGACCAGAAGAAGAAAGAGGAUGAACUCGCUAGGAUGCAGGAGAAGUAUGGUGUUUCCACGAAAGAUAAGUAAAAGCAUAUUCUUGUGGAGAAGUAUCAAAGUUUUGAAGAUAUACUAAGUACGAAAAAGGCGUUUGUGCUGUUGGUACGAAUUCCUAUGCAGCCAUUUGAGAAAAGGAAGAAAGUCUUGGAGGAUGAUGGAUUAGAAAGGAAGGCAUCUUGUUCGCCCUUACCUAAAAUUUCUCCCUUUCAUGUUUGUUUUUAUGUUAAAAUUUUGUUGAAGUUUCUGUUUAUGUUGUGUUUGGAUUUAGAUUGUAUUUUCACGUUCAGUGUCCACAACUAUGAUAGAUCCUUGAGUAUGUUUGAGUAAAAAAAAGUAUUGUGUUCGAAUCUGCCGUAUCGCCCUGUAAGGAGUAAUAUAUGUUAGAAAUGUGUUCAUUGUGUAUUAUUUGCCCCGCAAACCACCAAACCCUGAAUUAUUAUUUAGGAAAUUUCAUUUCAUUUUA
Messenger RNA from Cucumis melo (muskmelon), 900 nucleotides. RefSeq names its product splicing factor 3B subunit 6-like protein. The coding region runs from base 90 to 467 and encodes 125 amino acids. Gene Ontology annotation, molecular function: RNA binding. Gene Ontology annotation, biological process: mRNA splicing, via spliceosome. The transcript has 2 exons. Gene Ontology annotation, cellular component: U2 snRNP; precatalytic spliceosome; catalytic step 2 spliceosome. The record is from RefSeq and is a predicted model, not a curated record. NCBI's taxonomy places the organism in Eukaryota, Viridiplantae, Streptophyta, Magnoliopsida, Cucurbitales, Cucurbitaceae.